This is a messenger RNA of Rhinichthys klamathensis goyatoka, 1884 nucleotides long. RefSeq names its product Sp5 transcription factor a (gene sp5a). Gene Ontology annotation, molecular function: DNA-binding transcription factor activity, RNA polymerase II-specific; RNA polymerase II cis-regulatory region sequence-specific DNA binding. The transcript is spliced from 2 exons. Bases 355 to 1464 code for a protein of 369 amino acids. The record is from RefSeq and is a predicted model, not a curated record. Gene Ontology annotation, biological process: regulation of transcription by RNA polymerase II. NCBI's taxonomy places the organism in Eukaryota, Metazoa, Chordata, Actinopteri, Cypriniformes, Leuciscidae.
CCCCCACUAAUAAUCAGCCCUUUUAUCCAGACCAACAAACACACCAUAGGAGCUUUGUGUGGAUUCAGAGGAUUUGCUUCCCCCUCUCAAAGAGCCGCUCUUCUUUGAUGAUUGGGCAGCGGCGAACUUCAAAGUCAUAAAUCUCACUCCUGACUGGCUGGCGGCCCACCAAAGUCCUUAUCAAAUCCAAAGAAGUGAUCCUUCACUCCCUCAGAUAGUCCAGGGAUAGCUGGAGGAGAGGACGCGACGCCACCGCACACAGCACGCACUACACGCUCAAGUCUUUUUUAUUUUGAAGGUUUGAAUUUGGCUGCUUUAAAUCGAGAAGCUUGAGGAACUCGAGGAAGUGUUGCCAUGGCAGCUGUGGCUGUGCUGAGGAACGACACACUACAGGCAUUUCUGCAGGAUCGCACGCCAAACUCCUCGCCGGAAAACAGCAAACAUUCUCCUCUGGCACUUUUAGCGGCGACGUGUAACCGGAUCGGUCAUCAUCACGGAUCCGCCCACACGGACUUUAUUCAAGUUCCCUACGACACGACCCUCGGGUCGCCGUCACGGAUUUUCCACCCGUGGAGUAACGAGGCGAAUCCCCAAUCCACGCUUUCCGGCAAUACCUCUUUUGGACUAUCCUCCAAAUCUCACCUGCAGGGCUCCUACGCCUCCCACCAUGAGCUCCCGUUAACCCCCCCGGCCGAUCCCACGUAUCCAUAUGAUUUCUCUCCGGUUAAGAUGUUGCCAUGUUCAAUGCAGUCGUUACAGUCGAGCUGUCCGCCGACCUACGUUCCCGCCGUCACCUACGCGGCGCCGGCACCCAUCCCAACCUCCAUUCCCGGUUUUGUCCCGGGACACUCGGGCCUGGUCCAUCAGCAGCCGAGACAGCUCUCUCCAAACCCGGGCGAGGAUAUACCGUGGUGGAGCCUUCAGCAGGGAAACCACGUCAGCCACCCGUCGCCCCUCGGCCCCCACCGCUUCCCGAUCCAGAGGGGUUUGGUCUUGGGACACACGGACUUUGCCCAGUACCAGACCCAGAUCGCAGCCCUUCUCCACACCAAAUCCCCCUUGGCCACGGCCCGGCGCUGCCGGAGAUGCCGGUGUCCCAACUGUCAGUCGUCCAGCUCCAGCGACGAGCCCGGCAAAAAGAAGCAGCACAUCUGUCACAUCCCCGGAUGCGGGAAAGUAUACGGGAAAACGUCCCACCUGAAGGCGCACCUGCGCUGGCACUCGGGAGAGAGACCCUUCGUGUGUAACUGGCUCUUCUGCGGGAAGAGUUUCACCAGAUCGGAUGAGUUACAGAGGCACCUGAGGACUCACACGGGGGAGAAACGCUUCGUGUGUCCGGACUGCUGCAAGAGGUUCAUGAGGAGCGACCAUUUGGCCAAACACGUGAAGACGCACCAGAACAAGAAGAGCAAAAGUCACGAAAAGACUGAUUACGUGAAAAGAGAAGACCUGAGACCUGUGUAGUUGACUCGGAUGAACAUAGACUAGUGCAAUAUAAUCUUCAGGAUCCCGGUGAAGUGAAAAAGAAGCUUUUAUUUUUUCAUUAAAAAAGGGUUCACGAGACUUACUUAGACUGGGAGUCUUUUUUUCUUUUCUUUUCUUGGACUUGUAAAUAUCAUUUUCGAGUCGUUCCUGAAGGAACCCUGGAUAACGUGUCCUGUCCCCUGAGCUACUCAAAACAUUAACAAGUUUUAACUUGUGUUAAGAUCUCUGUCUUCGGUGGAAGAUUUCUUUAUCCUGUAAAUAUAUUGAUAGCUUUUGUUGAAUGAAAGUGUCAGUUUUUCGCUCCUUGUGGGGUGUUUUAGCAUGCUGUUAAAAACCAUCUGUUAAACUUCCAAAAAUGUGUGAAAAUAAAGAAAAUGUCUUGUACAUGCCAUCGAAACA